UAGCAGAGCCAGCCGGUCGGCGGUGCUGAAGCCGCCAUGGAUUCGCGAGGGCGAGGUGUCUCAGCCGCGGUGGCUGAGGAGGAGGAAGAGGAGGAGGAAGGCGGCGCGCUGGAGCUGCUCGCCAGGCGGCAGCGGAAGGAGAAGCGGGAGCUGCAGGCCAAAAUCCAAGGAAUGAAAAAUACUGUUCCAAAGAAUGAUAAAAAGAGAAGAAAACAGCUGCUGGAUGAUGUUGCCAAACUAGAGUCUGAGUUGGAACAGAAGCACAAAGAGGAACUAAAGAAGUUGAAGGAAACAUUACCUGAACAGAAUAAAGAAUAUUUGGCAACUCUAAAUAUUGCAAAACUGGAGCUUGAGAGCAGAGAACAGAGCCAGCCUGCUAGAAUAACAAAAGCACAGAAGAGGCGGGAUAAAAAAGCAGCUCUGGAAAAGGAAAGAGAAGAAAGAAUAGCAGAAGCUGAGAUAGAAAAUUUAACAGGCGCGAGGCACCUUGAAAGUCAGAAACUUGCAAACGUUUUAGCCUUAAGGCAAUUGGAAAUUAAGCAAAUCCCAUCUGAUGGUCAUUGCAUGUAUAGAGCUAUUGAAGAUCAGCUCAAAGAGCAACAAAACUUGUGGACAGUUUCAACACUUAGGAGUCAGACUGCAGAGUAUAUGCGAAGUCACACGGAUGACUUUCUACCAUUUCUGACAAACCCAAAUACAGGAGAUUUGUACAGCCAAGAGGAAUUUGAAAAAUAUUGUUCCGAUAUAGCACACACAGCUUCAUGGGGUGGUCAGUUAGAACUAAGAGCUUUAUCACAUAUCUUGCAAACACCAAUUGAAGUAAUUCAGAUGGAUUCCCCUCCUAUUAUUGUUGGUGAAGAAUACAGUAGGAAACCACUAAUACUUGUGUAUAUGAGACAUGCAUAUGGAUUAGGAGAACAUUAUAAUUCAGUAAAAACUCUUUUGGAUAUGACUGCAGAAAAUGAAAGCUAAUACACGGUUCAUCAGAUGACAUGAAUGAUGGCUGCAAUUUUGCUAAGUGUCUCUAUAUAGGUCUUAAAGAAAAUGAAUUUUCAAUUCUUUAAUAAGGCAUACAGGGUUAUACAAACAUAUAUAUGGUAGAUAUAUAUGAGAUCUGUUGUCAGCACUAUUUGGUUUAAAUCAUGUUUUUAAAAAUCUUUUCUGAUGUGUUUCUAAUGUACCUCAUAAUAAAUUGUGGAUUAUA
Molecule: messenger RNA, 1204 nt
Organism: Candoia aspera
Lineage: Eukaryota; Metazoa; Chordata; Lepidosauria; Squamata; Candoiidae
Gene: OTUD6B
Product: OTU deubiquitinase 6B
Exons: 7
Coding region: 37-972 (311 amino acids)
Biological process (GO): protein deubiquitination
Molecular function (GO): cysteine-type deubiquitinase activity
Source: RefSeq, a predicted model, not a curated record